This is a messenger RNA of Neurospora tetraspora, 907 nucleotides long. RefSeq lists its product as uncharacterized. Lineage: Eukaryota; Fungi; Ascomycota; Sordariomycetes; Sordariales; Sordariaceae. Bases 92 to 691 code for a protein of 199 amino acids. The record is from RefSeq and is a predicted model, not a curated record. The transcript has a single exon.
UCCGCCGCCCAGAGGGUUACCGCUCAAUCCUGCUUGUCGUGGUUUUGGUGGAAAUUCGUUGGACAGGGGAGUGCUUCCUGCGAACGACGGCAUGAGACUCAGGCGGUUACCACUUACUUCCGGUCAAGGUGUGCCUAUGGUGCAGGUGGCAAACUGCAAGGGAAGUGCACACAACCACAGUCUUCCACUGCUUGGGUAUUUAAACCCGGCCGGCCCUUGGGAGUCCAGUCUUUUUCCACCUCAUCAAUCAUCCCAUCAUUGGAUCAAUUUCACUUCCCGCCAACUCACCUCAAGCAUCGCCAUCACAAUCAUACACUUCAAUGCUGGCUUUCUUUGUUCCUCCACUCUCGUUCUUUUAAUGAAGCCUUUUCCCGAACUCCAACUGCCUCAAGGACAGAUCGACCUACCUCGCCCUUCACCAAAAACGUCUACACGACACUUGCUUUGGCCUCCCAUCAUCCAACUCACCCUUCUACCAUCGGAUGAAACGUCUACACUCAACAGCAAAACGGCCGGAAACAUUGACAUAAGGUCUUGUUCACUCAUCAUCCGUCUUUUCUUCGACCAGCGUGUACUCGAGCGGGACUACCACCAAGUUGCCUUCCAUCACGAUGCCCUGCAUGACCAUAACUUCGGGCGAACAACCGCGAGAUCCCCUAGGACGGAGCUUAGUGUGUGUUCGAAGAAGUGAAAGGGCAGGGAACGAAGAAACACCGCAGCCAGAAAAAGACGAACAAGAAGGAGAAAAAGAAGAAGGAGGAGGAGGAGGAGAGACAAGAGGAAAAUAUGGUGCAAGAUAACCAACCUCAACCGCAACCUCAACCGCAGCCUCAACCGCAACCUCAAGCGCAACAUAACUCCAACCGCCUCGACAUACCUGGCCGAUUCCUUCCCAUCAUUCCCAUCC